Molecule: messenger RNA, 1620 nt
Organism: Silurus meridionalis
Lineage: Eukaryota; Metazoa; Chordata; Actinopteri; Siluriformes; Siluridae
Gene: bcl2l12
Product: BCL2 like 12
Exons: 8
Coding region: 312-1406 (364 amino acids)
Biological process (GO): regulation of apoptotic process
Source: RefSeq, a predicted model, not a curated record
CUUCGGGGAGGGACCGUGGCGUGGCGUGGAGCGGAGCGGGACACGACACUAACAUGAAUGAACGCCUGUGAAACAGAGGGAACACGGCGGAGUCACUGAGUACUAACAGAACGGACCGUGAGGGACAUUUUACCCCGUGGGUCCGUAAGGCGCUCCGCCGGUAAAGUUUGACACGAUACUGCGUGACGUCCGUAGGCGGCGCUUCAGUGUUCCGCAGUUACGUACCGAAACCUGCGCAACGUCUGUCUGUGAAUCUCAGCGCCGCAUGGCCGCCUCGCAGUCGCGCUGACGCUGGAACCUUUGCCGCAGGGAUGUCAGUGGAAGUGUCUCCUCACUCUCCCACUCCGUCGCUCAUCGAGGUGAAGGAAGAGACACGUUUGGUGUUAAAGAGUUUUCUCCAUCGUGCUCUUUCCCUCGCUCCUGCAGAUCGACCAGGGAGAAUCGGGGGUGAGUAUCAUGACCCCCACCGGUACAGUAUGCAGCAGAAAGAGAAGCAGAAGAAAGAUGAGAGCGGAUGGGACUCUCUGGAUGAGAAGAUCAGUGCUGCAGAGGAGAAGAAACACGGCAUAAAAAACCUGAUAAAAAGGCGUCUGAAGUCACGCCCCUCCUCCGCACGCCACACCCGCAAGGACCCCUGCGCUGACCAAUCCCAGAACGGCUUUGUGUCCAGCCAGGGAGAUCCGCCUACUUCACUGAAGAAACAUGGAGCUUCACUUUCUCGUCGUGUAGUAGAGGAUGAAAAGUCCUCUGCGUCAGAGGAAGAGGGCGAGCGGAAAUCGGGUGAGAGAAAGAAAAAAAAGAACAAACUGAAGCUGCCAGAGAUUUUUAGGAGAAAAAGCACAAAGAAGGAGGAGCGUCUACAGCGGCCGACAUCACUUCCUGUAAAAGAGGAAGCUGGGUUAGUAAAACCCCCCCUGUCACCAACACACCCUCCGGAGUUCUACGUUGGCGUGGCCGAGACUCUGGACCGAAUCGCUCAGCAAACAGUGAGGAGGAAAUCAUCGACUAAACCCGAACCCGUCCAACCCAAAGAAGAUGAUAAAGAAGCCAUCGUUCUCCAGCUGGUCCAAAUCCUGACUGCAGCUGGAGACUCCAUUAACGAGAAGAUUAAUGCGAAUCCUUUGCUGCUUAAGUCAAUAAACCGGAUGUCCUACACAUCCUUCGCCAAGCUGCUCGAUUCAUGUGCCAAUGAAGCUGAAGACCCGCCCCUUCCUGUAGCUGAAAGCUCCACCCUGCGGCGUGUGGCUAUCACCAUGGAGAUGACUCGCCGUGUUGUCACAGCAACUGGGCUGACGCACCGUGUGGAGGGAUAUGCUGAGCGCUACAUGGAGAACUUCGCACCAUGGGUGAAGAGUCAAGGAGGAUGGGAAAGCAUUGUGCAGAACGAGGUUCAGGAGUUCGACUAAUUGUGCAGUAAAGUUUGUUCUGGAUCUCUGUGUGUGUGUGUGUGUGUGUGUGUGUGUGUGUACACUGCACUGCACAUCAACACUACUGAUGAUACGUGUCUCUUCACUUUUGUAUAAACACGCAUGUUUAAGUUUUUUUUAAACUGGUGAUUUUUUAAUGUACUGGGUUUUUAUGUAAUUUUUAUACCAAAAUAUAAUUUAUAUAUCGAACAAC